AUGAUGGAAGCGAGACCAUAUUCUCACACGAAACCCACCAAGGCAGAUCUGAACUCCGCGAGAACCGCACUCCCUACCCGACCGGUCAUCUCCAGAGAAGGCACACAGCCGUCCGACACCAUGUCCGUCCGGAUCGCCUCCUCCGUCGGUUCGAGAAGUCCCGCGGCCCAAAGCCAGAGCGAUUUCUCAGACGCCCCGAGCCCGUCGAUCCACGGAUCGGAGCGCCUGCAUUCUAAGAGCCCCUCCCCCUUCGACCCAGUACAUCAAGAGACUUGGGCAGCGACGAAGCCGAGCAUGUCGACAAGCCAUGGCGGCCAGGUGUGCAGCAAUUGCGGCACCACGAGAACGCCGCUGUGGAGGCGCUCACCUCAAGGGGCCACUAUCUGCAACGCUUGUGGCCUGUAUCUCAAGGCGCGAAACUCGUCUCGCCCGACGAAUCUCAAGCGACCGCCGUCGACAAUCUCUGCCACCCAAAAGAGAGCGCCCGAGAAGGUAUCCUCCAGUUCCUGCUCUCAGAUCCCCUCGCCGGGGAUACCAGGUGCCACCUAUGUCUCCGCAGACCAAAUGCCCAGCGGGUCGUGCCCUGGCGGGGGCCGGUGCAACGGGACCGGAGGCGCGGAGGGCUGUAGCGGUUGCCCGGCGUACAACAACCGGGUAGCUAAGAGUGCGCAGCUCCACGGUCAGAAUCGAGCGUCUAGCACCGGGAACGGAAGCCCUAUAGACGAGGCACCGACUCCCAUCGACAUCAACGCUCAGCAGGCCUCGGCUCAGAACACCACCGUGGUUAUAGCCUGUCAGAAUUGUGGCACUACGAUAACUCCGCUAUGGCGCCGGGACGAAUCCGGCCAUACCAUAUGCAAUGCUUGCGGGCUGUAUUACAAACUCCACGGGGUCCACCGACCAGUGACCAUGAAGAAAUCCGUCAUAAAGAGGAGAAAACGCGUGAUACCGGCAAAUCAAGGCGACAGCGGAGCAGAAGAUGCGAUGACGGUUGACUCGAUCGACCAGCAGAGCCAAUACCCAGAAUCCGAGACGGAGCGCGGCACCGUCAACGACGACGGCUCCGUUAAUCUCGGGCUAAGACGAAAAGCCGAGCACCCCCUCACGCUGCUCCCCGACCCGAUCCGAUCCGGAAUCGGGCCGUCUCCGAUCUCGUCCACCGAUCUCAUGGCGUACCAUAACACCAAUGCGUCGCAACCUGUCGAUAUCCGGGACUCCCUUACCGACGACAACCGCUUAGCGCCGCUUACGUCUAUCCCGACAUCAAGCGAGCGCCAGUCUUCCUUAUCUCCCGCAUCCUUCCUCUCUCCUUCGAGGAGGAAACGUUCCUUUUCGGGAACCGAGUCAGAAUACGCGCCGAGCGAGCCGAGCUACGAUAACCCGAAGCGACUCUCAUCAAUCCAAUCCCUUCUCAACCCAGCAUCCGAGUCGAGCCUGAACUUUCGUGCGACCGAAAACGCGACCGAGUCGCUACGCCUCCGACUACCGGCGACGAGACCCGGGCCAGGUCCCAAUCCCGGAGCUCACCCUACUCCGGUUCUAGAAAUGCACCCGAGAGAGGGUGUGGUGGAAGACGAAAGGACGAAGGCCGAUCGACUGGCAGCUCUCCAACAGGAAACCGAACGCAUGCGCGAAAUGCUCGCCGCCAAAGAGCGCGAGAUGGCCGCGCUACAACGAUAG
Messenger RNA from Durotheca rogersii, 1680 nucleotides. RefSeq lists its product as uncharacterized. Bases 1 to 1680 code for a protein of 559 amino acids. The transcript has 3 exons. The record is from RefSeq and is a predicted model, not a curated record. Gene Ontology annotation, biological process: positive regulation of transcription by RNA polymerase II; negative regulation of transcription by RNA polymerase II. Lineage: Eukaryota; Fungi; Ascomycota; Sordariomycetes; Xylariales; Xylariaceae. Gene Ontology annotation, molecular function: zinc ion binding; RNA polymerase II cis-regulatory region sequence-specific DNA binding; DNA-binding transcription factor activity, RNA polymerase II-specific.